This is a messenger RNA of Thamnophis sirtalis, 1623 nucleotides long. Lineage: Eukaryota; Metazoa; Chordata; Lepidosauria; Squamata; Natricidae. The record is from RefSeq and is a predicted model, not a curated record.
GAUAUUCGUUCCAUGUUGUUUUUUCUUGGGACUAACCAGCUGGAACGGAACUUGACUGCUGGGGAGGAACCGUAUCCCUCCAGUUCACUUUCUUGCAUUAGUAGUGAAGUGGUUUGCUUUUCACCAGUUUCAACCCUGCUUAGCUUUUUGAGAUCAGUUUUGUAUUGGAUGAGUCUGUUUUGAAAGAGCACUUUAAGCCAUUCUCCUCAUAUGGCUACCAUUGCUUGGCCAAGAUUGUAACUCAGUGGAAUUAUAUUAGAUGACUUCCCUAACCUUACAUAUAGAUUUGCUCAAGUUAUUUCAAAGGGAUGGUGGCAAUAGAUACAAAACAUCAUUCAUGAUUUUUUUAAAAUAAAAAAAUGAAGAAAAUGUCUGUCAUCUAAAAUGAGCUGAAAAUCUAUUGUUACACUAAUAGUGACUAACUCUGAUUUUGUUGUUUGUCUUUUACUUUUUCUGUUUUGUUUUGUUUUUAGGUGUGACACACCGUUACGAAAAUGUUAAAGUAGUGGAGAUAUCUGUGCAGCCAACUGCAGUUGAAGGGAUUGUAUCAGAAGGAAAAGAUACUGUUGAAGUUCAGCAACUUUCCAACGCAGGUGAAACUGCAGCAAAAAAGGAAGAGCAAACUUUGAAUGAUCUUGUGAAUCUUUUGCAAGAUGUGGUAAAAAAUAUCCCCACAGAAGUUGUAUUGUCAACUGAACCCCCUCCAACUUUUUUGGCACCCGAAAUGGCAACUUCUCCAUCUGUAGCAGUGGACACUGUUUGGGUAAAUGUGCACCCCCAAAGUGAGAAGUCCCAGUCAAUUGCCUUGAUGAGAACGGAUACUCCAACUACAACAGCCUUUUGGAAACUCAGAAAUGACUCAUCUGCAUCUGUUAUCCUGCACCCAAGUCCCUCAGAAAACCUCCCACGUGAGACAAGUGAGUCUGUUAUUCUGAUUUCUGAAGAGUCAACUCCAGGAGACACACUGAGCACUAUUUCCAUUCAGUUGGAAAAAGAAUCAACCACUAAGAAAGAAGCUCCACCUGUAACAGAAAUGAAGCUGGACAUAGAGCUGCCUUCCUCCCUCUCAUCCGAAGCAUCUGAGACAGAAAUAAAGCUGGAUAUAGAGAUCACUCCUUCCCCAUCAACACCUCCAGCCGUCAUGACAUCUCCUUCCCCAUCAACAGCUACAUCAGUAUCGGAAGUGGAGAUCGUUUUGCCUGCAUCUGAGUCUGUGGAAAAGAAAGCAGAAGACACGGAAAAAGAAAUGGGGAAAUUAAAAGCAUUUAUUAAUUUAUUAUAUGGCUUUAGCCCCGAAUUAACAGAAUAUGCAGAAAAUUCACCACAUAAAAAGAUGGCUCAGGAUAUGGUUGAAAGAUCAAUGGAUGUCCUGGAUGCCAUAAAGAGUGUUUUUUGUGGAAAUCCCAAAAAACAAAGUAAACAGAUUUUGAAGCAUUUGUUACAGAAAGACAUGGAGCUCGUAAGACAAGCCAUGAAGGAAAAAAGAGCCUCUUAAGAUACGUUUACUCCUUGGUACUGUAGGUUUUAUGAACAAUCAAGAGGUCUGGUAUCUUAAUUGUAACAGCUAUUGAAAUACACCUGUAGCCUUUUUCAUGCCCAAAAUUAAAUGUUUGUUUUUAAAUA